AUGGCCUCCGGACUCAUCUUCGACCCCCUGGCUCUGCUGCGCGUCAUCCCUCUCGCCAGCAGCACCGGCACGCUAGUCUGUGCGACAGGCGAACUCACGCACAACAGCGCCUGGACGCAGCCCGACAUGCGCAAGAAGGGCGACUCGCUGCUCCCCCGGUGGUAUUCCUACGUAUUCCCGCGCACCGUGUCGCUCGUGCUGGUGUUGAACCUGACGAGCAUCGGCUCGGCGGCGGCGAAUCUCCUAACGAGCGGACCGCGACCGCGCCCGUGGCCCCUGUCUCGCAUAACCUUCUACUGGGCGGGACUCUUCUCGGCUAUCUCUCACCUCGUGUUCGUGCCGUGGGUGGCUCCUCGCAUCCAGCGCAUCGUGGAGGAUCUGGAGGGCGAGCGCGAACCGACGCAAGAGAUGGAGGCGUGGUUGGGGUACCAUCGCAUUCGCAUGUUGCUGGCUGAUGCGCCCGCGUGGCUGGCUUUUGUGGGGGCCGUUUUGGUGCAGUGA
This is a messenger RNA of Aspergillus steynii IBT 23096, 501 nucleotides long. Its product is annotated as putative integral membrane protein. Lineage: Eukaryota; Fungi; Ascomycota; Eurotiomycetes; Eurotiales; Aspergillaceae. The transcript has a single exon. The record is from RefSeq and is a predicted model, not a curated record. Bases 1 to 501 code for a protein of 166 amino acids.